CCGGCGAGCAGAUGGUGUUCGGGUGGGCCGCGCCCGGCGCUCCCCUCAACUCCAACCUGAUCAACGUCAUCGGGGCGAGGCCGUACAAUCUGUCGGUGCUCCAGAUCAGCAGCGCCAUCCUGCCGUCCGGAGCCGGGAGCGCAGCGCCGGCGACAACAAAGCCGGCCGCCGCCUCCCCGAAAGCGUCGGCUGCGCCACCGACGACGAAGCCAUCGGACGACAUCCCAGAGGCAACGGCUACAGCGAACACGACUACUCCCGCCGCCCCUGUGGCAGCUCCAAAGGCUGCUCCGACCACCCAGGCGGAGGCCCCGAAAACGAGCCCCGCCGCUCCCGCGACACCUCCAAAGUCCUCGAGCACCACCACAGCUGCCUUGGCACCGAAGUCGAGCUCCGCAACCGCACCAGCUCCAACGAGCGGCGGCGCCACCCCUACCCCUUCGGCGGCUCCAAAGAGCAGCCCUGCCGCACCCGCCACGACCGCAAAGGCUCCCAAAGCUAGCUCCACCACUCCAGUCGGAACUCCGAAGGCUUCUACGCCGGCCUCCUCUGCUGCUCCAAAGGCCAGCGCCGCAUCCCCCGUCGAGGGUCCAAGUGCGAGCGCCGCGGUCGACGCUCCCAAGGGAAGCGCAGGUGCACCAUCUGCAAGUGUCGCAUCACCUUCCUCGCCCACGGCAGAUUCAGAAGGAACUUCUGGUCCGGCCGCGGAGACGACGACACCAAGCUCUUCAGCAGGGCGGGUCGUGGCAGGCGCGGCACUUGGGCUCCUCGUGGGUGCUGCUGUGCUCGGUGCCAUUUGAACGUCGGAGGUUUGGAAGGCAAAGGUCAUAUUGGUUCACCCUUGUCGUCUUUCAUUGGUCCCCUUCAUGCGCCUGCCUGCAUGGUAGGAGGCAUGUUAUCCAUUGUGUCUGCAAGGAAGGCUGUUGAACAAGGAAAUAUAUAUACAGGGUUUGGUUGAUGGAUGGAUCAUAUGGAUGAUAUUUU
Musa acuminata subsp. malaccensis (wild Malaysian banana) is the source of this 984-nucleotide messenger RNA. Its product is annotated as predicted GPI-anchored protein 58. Gene Ontology annotation, cellular component: plasma membrane. NCBI's taxonomy places the organism in Eukaryota, Viridiplantae, Streptophyta, Magnoliopsida, Zingiberales, Musaceae. The record is from RefSeq and is a predicted model, not a curated record.